GAUAAUCAAAGUAUUUAUCAUCUGAUUGUCUCCCAUUUAUUACUACUGAACAGGUUCCAUGUAAAACAGUUUGUCUUGCUAGCUUAUCCAGAGCUUUUGACGUCUGACUGAAGAGCCUUCGAGUUGUUAGCUAUUUAGUUAGCUGCUACUUCACUAAAUGAAGGACAACAAGGAGAACUCAACUCCUGGUAAUCCUGCUGCAAGUGUGGACCACAUAAAGCCAUGCUGGUACUGGGACAAGAAGGACCUGGCGCAUACGCCCUCGCAAUCAGAGGGGCUUGAUCCCGCAACAGAGGCCAGAUACAGACGAGAGGGGGCCAGGUUCAUUUUUGACGUUGGGACUCGCCUCGGACUACAUUAUGACACUCUGGCGACGGGAAUCAUCUAUUUCCAUCGAUUCUACAUGUUUCAUUCUUUUAAGCAGUUCCCCCGAUAUGUUACUGGGGCCUGUUGUUUAUUCCUGGCGGGUAAGGUGGAGGAGACCCCGAAGAAAUGUAAAGACAUCAUUAAAACAGCUCGCAGCUUACUGAAUGAUGUGCAGUUUGCACAGUUUGGGGACGACCCUAAGGAGGAAGUGAUGGUGUUGGAAAGAAUAUUAUUACAGACAAUAAAGUUUGAUUUGCAAGUGGAACAUCCAUACCAGUUUCUUCUCCGAUAUGCCAAGCAGUUGAAAGGUGAUAAAACUAAAGUUCAGAAGCUGGUACAGAUGGCUUGGACCUUUGUAAAUGACAGCCUGUGCACCAUGCUGUCACUACAGUGGGAGCCUGAGAUUAUAGCCGUGGCUGUCAUGUACCUGGCCGGGCGCCUGUGUAAGUUUGAGAUCCAGGAGUGGACCUCCAAACAGACGUCCCGCCGGUGGUGGGAGCAGUUUGUCCAGGAUGUCCCGGUGGAGCUGCUGGAAGACAUUUGCCACCAGAUCCUGGACCUGUACUCGCAGGGCAAGCAGCAGAUCCCCCAGCAUCCCCAGUUGCAGGAGAAGGAGAAGCCCCCGGCCCCACCCCAGCAGCCACAGGCCCCGCCCACACAGCAGGCGCCGACCCCUCCUGCCCCGCCCCCACCCAAGAAGGCCUCCCCACAGACCAGCCCUCCGAGGCAACUCAAGCGGCCUCACGUUGUGUCUCCAAAAGAAGAAGCCAAAGCACCAGAACAAGUGGGUUCCAAAAUCCCCCGUCUGGAGAGCCCGAUGCCCCCCCUUCCCACGGCACAGCCUCCUCCCGAUCGCAAGCCCCCACCUACUUUGGCUGCACCGCCUGGAGAGGCGGAGCUAGCAGCGACGAGCGAGUCGGUGGAGGUGCCGAAAGCACCGAUACCGCCCCCGCCCCAUACAGCACCAGUGCACCAGCCACCGCCGAUUCCCCACCGGCCGCCGCCCCCACCCCCCUCCAGUUACAUCAUGGGCAUCCCCACCUCCAGCUCCUACAUGUCCGGUGAGGGAUACCAGAGCCUGCAGUCCAUGAUGAAGACAGACGGGCCUUCCUACAGCACCAUGCCGCCCGCCUACGGACCCCCGAUGCAGUACCACCCGCAUGUUUACCCCCCGACUCCUCCUCCCCCCGUCCCUCCACCCGCUGCCUCUUACCCUCCUCCCAACCUCCCGCCUCCCUCCCCUGCCUACCCCCCUCCGGGCUACAACCACAGCUACCCUCCCCCUCCGCGGAUGCCCCCGGGGCACGGCGUGCCACCCCCGGGGAUGGGCAUCCCUCCUGCCAGUUACCCACCCCCUCCGGGCCCCCCGGGCCCCCCAGGAGGCCAGUCCCAGGUGCCCCCGCCCCUCCCCCCGGGCAUGCCUCCGGUCGCAGGCAUGAACAGAGGGGGCUGGAUGAGAUGAGAACACAGCAGGAGCAGAAAGAAUGCCAUUCUUUCUGCAGGGUGUGGGCAUGGAUGCAGUGAGAUGGGCAGGAUGCAGACAGUACCCGUUAACUCACUGCAGAUUUUCUUUGUGAAAAGUGCAACAGGCGAUGGAAAGCAGCACUUGCUUCAGUGUUGUUUCCAUACCACCCAUUUGUGUCGGGUAGUGAAAAUCUUGAUCUGAAUAUGAUUUUGUAUUUCUGACGGCACUAAUUAUUCAAGUGCACUGUUAUCGUUUAUGAAAUCAGAAUUAGCUUCACCAGAAUAAAGAAAAAAAACUCUAAGUGUAGACUAGCCCAGUUGUUUUACGCAAAGAAUUGCGGAAUCUGUUCUAAUUAACAUAGUAGUAUUACACUUACAUAAACUAGGGUUGUUGGGCUGUUGGUUUCCCAAGGGCAAAAAAGAAAUGGGUCACUAUAAAAUAUAGACAUCAUGUAUGAUUUCUCCUUUUAACUAUUUUUUGUCACUAUAUUAUUUUAUAUACAUUCAUGUGAUUGUACUUAAGAAAAAACAAGUGCACAGUGCAUAGGCAUUUGUAUGUUGACCAAGGUCUGUGGUGAUGAAUAAAGAAAUGAAUUCACAUGCCUGAAUGAACCAUUGUGUGGACAAAAGGCCACUUUGUAAAUAAUGUUUUGUG
Megalops cyprinoides (Indo-Pacific tarpon) is the source of this 2485-nucleotide messenger RNA. It is a transcript of the gene ccnk, whose product is annotated as cyclin K. The record is from RefSeq and is a predicted model, not a curated record. Lineage: Eukaryota; Metazoa; Chordata; Actinopteri; Elopiformes; Megalopidae. The transcript is spliced from 11 exons. Gene Ontology annotation, cellular component: cyclin/CDK positive transcription elongation factor complex; nucleus. Bases 158 to 1828 code for a protein of 556 amino acids. Gene Ontology annotation, biological process: regulation of transcription by RNA polymerase II; positive regulation of DNA-templated transcription, elongation. Gene Ontology annotation, molecular function: cyclin-dependent protein serine/threonine kinase activator activity.